Messenger RNA from Ilex paraguariensis (yerba mate), 1677 nucleotides. NCBI's taxonomy places the organism in Eukaryota, Viridiplantae, Streptophyta, Magnoliopsida, Aquifoliales, Aquifoliaceae. The record is from the annotation of a GenBank genome assembly.
GCGGCGCGCCAGCGCCAGGCCGACGAACUGGAACAGGACAUCGCACGCUGGCACGACACAUGGAACGACACAUGGCAGGGCCUCACGCAACCCCUGCAACUCGCGCCAGACAGUUGGCAACAGGCCGACACCCUCGCCGCAUCGGCCCAGGCCUGCGCCCGGCAGCUGGACACGCUCAAGCGCGCCGUGCAGGCCGCCGAGCAAGGCGAGCAGGCCGUGCAACAGGCCAAGGACGCCGCCCAACACAGCCGCCAGACACUGCAGACCGCGCAAGGCCAGCUUGCGCUGCAGCAGCAGGCCCUGGCCGACCACAGCGCACGCCGCGAAGAACUGCAGCAAUCCAUCGCCGGCCUGCAGGCCGAAGCCCAGGCGCUGAACGCGCAGUUGCAGGCUUCGCUCGGCGAGGCCGGCCACACCCUGCCCGACGACGCCCAGCCCUGGCUUGAAGCGCGCGAAGCCGAAUGGCAGCACUGGCAGCAGGCCCGGCACGACCUGCAGCAACUGGCCCAAUCGAUGGCCUUGCAGCGCAAGGAAUGCGAGGCGGCCGAGGCAGAUGCGCAGCGCUGGAAAAAGCAGUCGGAAACACAGUGCGAGGGUGCAGAGAACGGCGCAGCACCAUCCCGUCGAUACGGCUGUGGCAGAGCCGCCUUCACUCCCCAUGCCGCCCCUGGAACAGCUGCCGCAGGCCCUGGCCGAAUGCGCCAGCGACAUCGCCGCUCUCACGCGGCGUCAGGAUGCCCUGCAAGGCCAGCAGCAACAGGCCCAGGCCACGCUGGCCCGCCAGCGCGAGGAAGCGGCCCAGGCCGAAUCCGCAUGGCAGGCCGCCCUGAGCACCAGCCCCUUUGCCGACGAACCGCCUACCUGCAGGCCCUGCUGCCCGCACCCGAACGCCAGCGCCUGGUCGCGCUGCGCCAGCAACUGCAGGCGGCACAACAGCGCGCUGCCACCCUGCUCGAAGCCGCACAGCGCGAGCACGCGCAACUGCAGGCCCAGGCCCUGACCGAGGCGGCGCCCGAAGAAAUCCAGGCCCGCCUGCAAACGCUGGAGGAACGCCGCAACGCACUCAGCGAACAACUGGGCGGCGUCCGCACCCAGCUGGCCGACGACCAGCGCCGCCGCCAGGGCCAGCAGGCCCUGUUCGAGCGCAUUGCGGCCCAGGCCAGCGACAGCGAGCUGUGGCAGCACCUGGACGGCCUCAUCGGCUCGGCCAAGGGGGACAAAUACCGGCGCUUUGCCCAAGGCCUCACGCUGGACCACCUGCUGCACCUGGCCAACCUCCACCUGUCGCGCCUGCACGGCCGCUACCUGCUGCGCCGCAAGCCCGAGGGCGAGCUGGAACUGGACAUCGUCGACAGCUGGCAGGGCGACACCCCGCGCGACACGCGCACGCUAUCGGGCGGCGAGGCCUUCCUCGUCAGCCUGGCCCUGGCCCUGGCGCUGUCCGACCUGGUCAGCCACAAGACCUCCAUCGACUCCCUGUUCCUCGACGAAGGCUUCGGCACGCUCGAUGCCGACACGCUGGAGAUCGCACUCACCGCGCUGGACCGGCUCAACGACAGCGGCAAGAUGAUCGGCAUCAUCAGCCACGUGGAGGCGCUCAAGGAACGCAUCGCCGUGCAGGUGCGGGUGGAGAAAGGCGGUGGCGUGGGGCAUUCGAGGCUGGUGGUUUCUUCGUGA